Messenger RNA from Myotis davidii, 1020 nucleotides. RefSeq names its product leukocyte immunoglobulin-like receptor subfamily A member 6. The record is from RefSeq and is a predicted model, not a curated record. Lineage: Eukaryota; Metazoa; Chordata; Mammalia; Chiroptera; Vespertilionidae. The transcript is spliced from 5 exons. The annotation marks the transcript as partial.
UCUGGUACUGAAGUCUCGGAACCUGCUGUGUCCUCAUCCAUCCUUCUUGGAGAGCAGAGUGAGGCUGACGAAGAAACAGGGACCUGUCACCCGGAGCCGGGACACUGUCACACCCGUGCAUCUGCUUGUCCUGCUGGGCUCUGCAGACUUCAUCCCUCAUCGGUACCACUGGGGACCAUGGCAGAGAGCACCACCACCUUGACCUUCAUUGUCCUCCUGGGCCUUGGGCUGUGUCAGGGCCCGUGGGACCAGGUACAGGCAGGAGUGCUUCCCAAACCCUCCAUCUGGGCUGACCCAGGUCCCAUCGUCACCAAGGGGACCCCCGUGACCAUCUGGUGUCAGGGGUCUCUGCAGGCUAGUGCUUACGUUCUGUAUAAAGAGAGGGGCUCUGAGCCCUUGGAUACGAAGAGCCCACAGGACUCCAGCAUCAAGGCCGGUUUCCCCAUUGGAGCCACGACCCCAUCCCACCCAGGCCUGUACGAGUGUGCAUAUUACAGCACUGGGGACAUACUGUCAGAGCGGAGUGACCCCCUACUCCUGGUGGUGACAGGAAUGUACCCUGCACCCUACCUCUCAGCCCAGCCAAGCCCUGUGGUGGCCUCAGGAGAGAACGUGUCCCUCUCCUGUAGCUCAUGGUUCAUAUCGGGCCCUUUCCAUCUGCUGAAGGAGGGAGGGGCUGACCCGCCCCGACACAUGGAAGCAGAAUGGAGGAUCUAUGCUGGGAGGUGGCAGGCCAUCUUCCCUCUGGGCCCCAUGAGUGCCUUCCAUGGGGGUACCUACAGAUGCUAUGGUUCUUUCAGCUCCAAUCCCAACCUGUGGUCACAGCCCAGUGCCCCUCUGCACAUCGAGGUCACAGGUGUGCACAGGGAGCCCACCUCCUCGGCCCAGCCAGGCUCGCUGGUGCUGCCUGGACACAGCCUGACCCUCCAGUGCCACAUGGAGGCCGGCUUUGACACAUUCGCUCUGACCAAGGAGAGGGGCUCCUACCCCCCACCCCCAGCACCUCUUCUGUUUCAUUAG